Molecule: messenger RNA, 1127 nt
Organism: Melospiza georgiana
Lineage: Eukaryota; Metazoa; Chordata; Aves; Passeriformes; Passerellidae
Gene: ZNF385A
Product: zinc finger protein 385A
Cellular component (GO): nucleus
Molecular function (GO): zinc ion binding; nucleic acid binding
Source: RefSeq, a predicted model, not a curated record
UUGGGGUGCUGACCCCCCCUCUGUGCCCCCUCCCCAGAUGGAGGCCCUGCCCAAGGCGGGGCUGGGGGCUCUGGCCAAGCCCCGGCGCCCGGUGAUCGCCUGCAGCGUCUGCCAGAUCCGCUUCAACUCCGAGAGCCAGGCCGCCGCCCACUACCAGGGCAAUCGCCACGCCCGCCGCCUCAAGGGCCUCGAGGCCGCCCGCGCCCGCCGGGGGGGGGACCCCGGGGAGCCCCCGGAGCCGCCCGGGCCCGCGGCCCCCCCGGGCGGGGACCCCCCCGAGCGCCCAGGGGAGCAGCCCCCCGCCCCCGCCGCCCCCGGAGCCCCCGGGCCCCCCUCGCCCCCCGCCCCUCCCCCCGCGGGGGGGGCAGAGCCGGGGGGGCCGCGGGAGGAGGAGGAGGAGGAGGAGGAGAGGGCGAAGGCCAAGCGGCUGCUGUACUGCGGGCUCUGCAAGGUGGCCGUCAACUCCCUGAGCCAGCUGGAGGCACACAACAAAGGCACCAAGCACAAGACCCUGCUCGAGGCCCGCUCGGGGCUGGGGCCCAUCCGCGCCUUCCCGCGGGGGGGGGGCUCGGGGGGCGCCCCCCCGGCCGAGGGUCCCGAGCGCUCCUUCCACUGCCAGAUCUGCAACGUGCGCCUCAACUCCGAGCUGCAGCUCAAACAGCACAUCUCCAGCCGCCGGCACCGGGACGGGGUGGCCGGGAAGCCGAACCCGCUCCUGGGGCGCCACAAGAAACCGCGGAGCCCCCCCGAGAUGGCGCCGCUGCCGUUCCCCAAGGAGCUGCCCAAGGCGCUGGCGGGGGGGGGGCUCCUCCCGCCCCCCCUGGCCCUCGCGGCCGCCGCCGCCGCCAUCGCCGCCCCCCCCCUGGCGCUGCGCCCCCCCGGGCCCGCCCUGCUGCCCGCGCCCCCCCUGGCGCCCGCCCUGCUGCGCCCGGCGCCGGGACCGCUGAGAGCGGGGCACGCGCCGCUGCUGUUCACACCGUACUGACACUGACAGACUGACUGACAGACUGACUGACAGACGGACUGACUGACAGACUGACUGACUGACUGACAGACUGACACAGCCCUGCUGCGCCCGGCGCCGGGACCGCUGAGAGCGGGGCACGCUCCAUUGCUGUUCACACCGU